Molecule: messenger RNA, 3665 nt
Organism: Mobula hypostoma (lesser devil ray)
Lineage: Eukaryota; Metazoa; Chordata; Chondrichthyes; Myliobatiformes; Myliobatidae
Product: hepatic and glial cell adhesion molecule-like
Exons: 10
Coding region: 96-1364 (422 amino acids)
Source: RefSeq, a predicted model, not a curated record
UGGACGAGGACGUAUUUUACUGUUAAUAAAAGCCUUUCAGUAUUUACUCUACUUCCAGUGUUUUGGAGUAAUUUAUAUCGCAUCAGUAAUUCGACAUGUUGUUCUGCACUCAUUUCCUCUCGCUCUUUCUGUUGCCGUCACUGGGAACUUCAGAGAACUGGAAAGUAGUAAAUGGGACCAUUGGUUCAUCAGUUUUUCUGGAUCCUGAACACCAAGGUAAUCUCAGCAGGAGUGAAAUUUUAUGGACCUUCACUGGCAGCAACAGAUGCUGUGUUCCUAUUUUGGAUUACGUUCCAGAUGAACCUGUGGAGCAAUCAAAUGAACAAUUCAGAUCCCGUUUACAGUUUAACGCUUCUACUGGCUGUCUGCUGGUGGAUGGAAUAAAAUCUGAGGAUCAAGGUGUUUAUAAUUUUGAUGUAGAUGGGAGAAGAACAACUACAAUAGAAUUGCUUCUCUUUGCUAAGCUGUCGAAAGCUUUGAUAAGCUACAGUGCCCCUGGUUACACCAUCCAACUCACCUGUGAGGUUGACGGAAAACCUCAGAAGUAUGAAUGGCUGAGAAAUGGAAGGGAAAUGUCCCAGCGUCACUGGUUAAUUAAUGAAAACAGAAGCCUCAUCAUCUUGACUGACUUGGCCGGUGAAUGUGGAACGUACACUUGUGUUGCCUCCAAUCCUGUCAGCUCUGUGCAGGCAAAUUACACUUUAAAUCCCCCAGGUAUUUCUGGUGAAGACUCUAUAAUUAUUAUUGCGUCAAUCACAGGACUGGUAUUAUCUCUGCUAUCUCAUAGUGGAUUCUUGCUUCGGUCAUGGUUGAAGAAGAAAUCAAACCAAGUGUUUCAGAGCCUCGUUAUUUGGAACAUUUUGUCUGUUGUUGGUACCUUCGUUGCCCUCAUCUCCUGGAUUGCGAUUAAAGGUGCUGUCUUUAUAUCUGUUGUUGCAUUAUGCACAGUCUCUGCCCUGUUUUUGGCCAUAAUUACAUCAAUUGUCAUUCUGAAAUUUGGCUGCUCCUUUAAUGGGAAUUUCCUUGGGAAAAACGGAUCUCAACCUUUCAUUGACUUGAGUGGUUUCAUUAUAAUCCCCAUUUCAAUCACUCUCCUAAAGGAAGAGGUUCAGCAAAACAAUCAAAGUUGUCACACCAGCAUCUUAGAAUGGAGCAUACCGAUUGCACUAUUGGUCAGCUGUGUUAUUAUGAUAUCUGUGUUCCUUGCAACACAUCACUGUAAAUGCCACAGAAACAUAAAUGAAAACAUUGAAGUAAGACAACAGAAUAAUGAAGAAUCAUCAGAUUUCACUACUACUACCUCAGAGCAGGGUGCUACAUCUGAUUUGCUUCAGACUCUUCAAAAUGGAUAUGAUGGGUGUUAGUCUGGACUUAAGUACCAGAGGAAAAACUUUGUCCAUCAAUAGAGCGAAUACUUGCCUUCACUUCCAUGGAAUAGCACUGUUAUCUGAAGCACAAUGUUACAGCAUUACAAAUUAUUUCAGCAUUCUUUCUUUCAAAACACUGUUAGAAUGUAUUACUUGGUCAGUGUCAGAUGGAAGAAGCACCCUUGCCCUCAUUUCGGGCUGAGACGUCAACUGUGCUUUUUCCAAUGGAUGCUGUCUGACCUUCUGCGUUCCACCAGCAUUUUGUGUGUGUUGCUUGAACGUCCUUAUAAGUUUUCUCUGUACUCCUUCAACCUUGUUUACAUCUUUCCUGUAGCUAGGUGACCAAAACUGCACACAGUAAUCCAAAUAUUAUAUCAUUUCUUAAUGCAUGCAUUACUAAAUGACAAUAAAAAGAGGAUUGUGUGUCUUCAUAAUCUAAUCUAAAUUAGGCCUUACCAAUGUUUUGUACAACUUCAACAUAACAUCCCAUCUCUCGUACUCAAUACAUUGAUUUUGUAGCCUGGGAAAAAUACACACUAAGCACAACAAAUAGUUUUUCAGGUCAUCAAUUACUUUAUCUGUUUUAGGUGUUUUAAUGCAGAAAGAGGGUAUCAAAAUAAAAAUAAAAUAUAUUUAAAAUAACACAUUUCCUGCUGUUACAAUCUCAGCUUAAUUUUGGUCCACACCCUUGUAUAUCAACUAGUAACUUCUGCGGUAUGAAAAUCUAUAAAACAAAAUAUACAAAACCAAUUCUAAAAAAAAAUACAAACCAACAUUAGAAUCCCACCAACCCUGUACGUAUACGAUAUCAAAAAUAUGAAAAAAUACAUCUCAUCUUAACUAGAGGUACACUAACUUCGGCACACUCAUACCUCACAUCCAAACACGCAUUGUCUAGUCCCUGAAACAAAUUCUUGCUCACACUAUAUGAACAGAGAUUAUCACAUUACUCCAUUACAUUCACAUUUGGUCAUGAACAAAAAUAAACUUUCACAAAAACGUUUACAAUAUAUUGUCUUGUAGUUAAAUUAUAAGAUGGACUAACCUACUAAGCCGAUAAGGAACUUUGCACAACCAUGCUAUCCAGUGCCAAUAACUUACUCGCAAAAAUCUAAAGCAUCCACAUGUAAAACAUGCCAAAUCAUCGAUAUUCUUGAUUUACAAACAAGUAUAAAUGAAUUUGCAUGGAUAUUAUCAAAUAUUAGAUUAUGAGGACACGAAGUCCUCUUUUACUGUCAUUUAGUAAUGCAUGCAUUAAGAAAUGAUACAAUGUUUUUCCAGAAUGAUAUCACAGAAACACAUGACAAACCAAGACUGAAAAACUGAUAAAAACCACAUAAUUUUAACAUAUAGUUACAACAGUGCAAAGCAAUACUGAAAUUUGAUAAGAACAGACCACGGGCACGGUAAAGUCUCAAAGUCUCUCAAAAGUCCCAUCAUCUCACGCAGACAGUAAACCUCCAGUGCCGCAAACUUGCCGAUGCAGCAUCCCGGAAGCAUCUGACCACAGUCCGACUCCGAGUCCAUCCGAAAACUCCAAGCCUCUGACCAGCUUCCUAACACCGAUGCAUUGAGCACCAUCUCCGCCAAGCGCUUCGACCCCGGCCCUUGCAACAGGCAAGGCCGAGGAUUUGGGGCUUUCCCUCCGGAGAUUCUCGAUCGCACAGUAGCAGCGGCAGUGAAGCAGGCAUUUCAGAAGUUUCUCCAGAUGUUCCUCCGUGCUUCUUCACGUCUGACGCUAUCAAAUCAGGAUUGUGCAUGGCAUCCUACUUCACAGAUACGAUAUCAAUUUGGAACGGCCGCGGUGUGCUAUGUCGCACCGCCAUCUUCUCCUCCCUCCAAUUAUACACAUUUCCUCACCAUACAUCUGGUACUUGACAUUCUUUCUAGAACACUAACUCCUUUUCCGACUCUGCACGUGCAUGAUGACAUCACUGCUUUCUCUUAAAGGCAUAAGCAACUAUUUUAGCAUUACCAGUGUGAAUACUUAAGUGCACUUUAACAAUAAAAAGAACAAUGAAUGGUCACCUGGUUACAUUGAUUAAUGAAGUCCAAUGUGCCAAAAACUCACUUUAUGACCCUAUCUACCUGUGACGCCACUUUCUUUCUUUUGUAGUUUAGUUUUGCCACUACCAACAAAUUAUGUUUCCAGACAUCCCACGCUGCAAAAACUCAACUCAUCUCAGGGAGGUAGCACCCCCGCGCACCCCCCCCCUCCGUCGACCUCCAAGGGUGUAUGUAAUACUUUGUUUAGUGAUUUUGUCUAAUCUGAAAACCUAGUUGGGUAUAUGCAGCAAA